AUGACAGACCCAACUCGACCACGACGCAAAUCCUUUCAAGAAAUCGCCAGCGCAAAAAUUGAAGGGACCGACUACAAGAUACUCGUCAAAGACCGUGGCUCUGCCAUUGUAAUAAUCGCACCACAUGGAGGAGAUAUUGAGCCAGGAACAUCUCAAAUAGCGGCCGCCGUUGCAGGCGACGAUCUCUCACUCUACGACUUCCAAGGCUUGCGCAAUACUCAUGGUCAUCGCGAGCUUCACCUUUCCUCACAUCUUUUUGACGAACCUCGAGCGUUGCAACUUGUCGAGAAAGCAGAUACAGCGGUCGCGAUACACGGGAGAAAGGAUGGGGAUGAUCCUCAUCGAGUCUGGAUUGGUGGCUUGGAUGUUCAACUUUGCAGGAAGACCAUGGCUGAGUUGGCGAAAGGUGGGUUUGGAGCUGUGGUUCGUGAGCCGGGGGAGACACUGGCAGGGAUGGCGGCUUCCAACAUCUGCAAUCGAAGCAAGCGAAAAGAAGGGAUUCAGCUUGAGAUCCCCAAAAGUCUCAGAGAUCGCUUGAAGACCGAGUUCAUGCUGAGAAGCGAAUUUGCCAAAGCUGUCAACAAGGGGAUUCGAGAAGAGGCCUUGGUCUCCAAGUACUGA
Molecule: messenger RNA, 621 nt
Organism: Aureobasidium uvarum
Lineage: Eukaryota; Fungi; Ascomycota; Dothideomycetes; Dothideales; Saccotheciaceae
Source: the annotation of a GenBank genome assembly